Molecule: messenger RNA, 2782 nt
Organism: Gasterosteus aculeatus aculeatus (three-spined stickleback)
Lineage: Eukaryota; Metazoa; Chordata; Actinopteri; Perciformes; Gasterosteidae
Product: excitatory amino acid transporter 5
Biological process (GO): L-glutamate transmembrane transport
Cellular component (GO): plasma membrane
Molecular function (GO): glutamate:sodium symporter activity; L-glutamate transmembrane transporter activity; neutral L-amino acid transmembrane transporter activity
Source: RefSeq, a predicted model, not a curated record
ACCGGAACCUGCCGCCCGGACAAAGGAACCGGCCACCGACCACUUUUCACACCCGGCGUCACUCUCUUGUUGGCUUUCCUUACAACCGGCGUUGCUCUCGUGCGAGGAUCCGCCUAAGCUGAUAAGCCAAUCAGCGAGACUUUUUCAGCGCUCCGCCAGCAAUUAGACGAAGCCCGUCGGGGUCACCGCCAGAACUAGGCCGAGUGCGUCAGCCCAGUGGCCCGGAGACCAAAGUCAGUCAUUUGUUUAUCUGACACCAUCCCCAAAUACAAAACCGCAAAUUAGUAUAAAUCAUCAACUGUUUACAAACUAAAACGACUUGUAGGACUUAUACAUGGAAUUAGCUAAGCUGCAUUAUUCAUUUUUCUCUUUAAAAUAUGGUUUUAGUUUGGCCACAAACAACCUCGCAGCCCUAGUUUGAGCUCAUUCAGUUAAAACCUUCUUCGAGUCCACCGACUCCAUCCAAACGUGCAGAACCCUGUGACUUCUCACGAGACCUUUUCAUCCCGUGCAUGGAACAGGAAACCGGGUCGGAGACGGCCCGGCAGCAGGACCAGAGGAGAGUGAGGUGGUUCGACCUCUCUAAGCCUCUUACGCGGGCUGUAAAUCUUCGUGCAGCCGGUCAGCAGGACUCCUGUUGGCUCUGAUCAUGAUGAUUUAAUCCCUCGUGGAAAAGGGUUACAGGUGUGUCCUCCUGCCAGUCACACGGUCAAGUGGAGCGAACAGAAAAACAAGCGUGCAGGGCAUGGACAAGCUUCUGUUACCAGAGGAGGAGGAGGAGGCGCGCUGGGACCACAGUUUGCAUGCUCCGGGAGAGGCCGAGAGGACGAUGGGGGAUCAGGUGAAGACUGUCUUCCAUGGGACGGAGACCUUCUGGAGUACCGCGAAGGGUUACUUGAAGAGGAACGGGCUGCUGACGCUGUCCAUCAUCUCCGUGGUCACGGGCUGCACGCUGGGCUUCACGCUGAGGGGAACUCAUCUGUCCACACAGGCGAAGAUCUACUUCUCCUUUCCCGGAGAGCUGCUGAUGAGGAUGCUGAAGAUGCUCAUCCUUCCUCUCAUCACGUCUAGUUUGAUGUCGGGUCUGUCGUCGAUGGAGUCGAAGGCGUGCUGUCGGAUAGGCGUCCUGACCGUCACCUACUACCUGUGGACCACCUUCAUCGCCGUGGUGGUCGGCAUCGUGCUCGUCCUCAUCAUCAAACCCGGCGUGGGGACAGAGAUGGAGAGCAACCGGCUGGGAGGGGGACCCGUGAUGACAUCGGCCGACGCCCUGCUCGACCUCAUCAGAAAUAUGGUCCCCUCCAACCUGAUAGAAGCCACGUUUCAGCAGUACAAAACGGACCUGGUUCCCAUCCUCAAAGUCCCAGCCAUAACCGUGCUGCCCAACUUUGUCUACGUCAUCCCCGAUGACAGCGACCCUAAAGGUCGGAUGGUGUUCCUGGAGCUGACUCCGCCUCCGGAUGUCACCUACAAGACAAGUCCCGGCAGCAGCCAACAGAUGAACGUCCUGGGCAUCGUCAUCUUCUCCGCCACCAUGGGCCUGUUGCUGGGCAGAAUGGGAGAGCGAGGGACUCCCCUUAUCAGUGUAUGCCAGUGUAUCAACGAGUGCGUCAUGAAGAUCAUUAACGCUGCCGUCUGGUACUUCCCUUUCGGGAUCAUCUUCCUAGUGGCGGGGAAGAUUCUGGACAUGCAGGACCCGAGCACGCUGGGGAAGAAGCUGGGCUGGUACGGCAUCACCGUGCUCGCUGGCCUCUUCGUCCACGGACUCAUCCUGCUCCCUUUCUUCUUCUUCGUCCUCACCAGGAAGAACCCCUUCACCUUCAUCCGGGGGCUGCUGCAGGCCAUGGUGAUCGCCCUGGCUACCUCUUCCAGCUCUGCCACGCUGCCCAUCACCAUGAAGUGUUUGUUGGAAAACUGCAAUGUUGACCGGCAGAUCGCCCGAUUCGUCCUCCCUGUGGGUGCCACCAUCAACAUGGACGGCACAGCGCUUUACGAGGCGGUGGCGGCUAUUUUCAUUGCUCAGGUUAAUGACUAUGAGCUGGACUUUGGGCAGUUGGUCACCAUCAGCAUCACGGCUACAGCUGCCAGCAUCGGUGCGGCAGGUAUCCCCCAGGCCGGUCUGGUUACUAUGGUGAUUGUACUGACAUCAGUGGGCCUGCCGCCAGAUGACAUCACACUUAUCGUGGCCAUUGACUGGAUUCUUGACAGGUUUCGAACCAUGAUCAACGUUCUGGGUGACGCUCUGGCGGCGGGAAUAAUCGCCCACCUCUGUCAGAAAGAUUUCCCCCUCAGUGGUGCAGGAAAGCCUGUACCGUCGUACGGGACACAGAAUCCUCACGCUCACAACAACUCUCACAGCGUAGAUGUGCCAAUGACAGAGAUCCACACAGACAAAGACAGUAUGUUCGAUACAAUGGGCGACCCAUUGGGCGGGAGUCACCCGCACACAGUCUAUUACAACAUCUGUCAGGUGUGAUCGGACCGGACCUCCUCAAAACACCACUGAGUCUUGUGAAAACGUCCCGUGCCAUCUUCUGAGCAGCAGCAACUGCUUUAUGUUCAAUUUCGGUGACAAGAACCUAAAGAACUUGAUUUGCAGCUUUGUUCUUGUGCUGACUGAGGAACGAGAAAACACUGGCUACAAGGACCAAGGCACCAUUUGAAGGGAAACUAGCCAUCAAGUCAGACUGCAUUUAAAAAGUGGGAGAUUUGGUUAAUAACAACCAGAGGAAUCAAACAGGAUCUCUGGUUGACAGGAUGUACAGGACUCUGCACCAGAGGA